Dendronephthya gigantea is the source of this 14722-nucleotide messenger RNA. Its product is annotated as dynein heavy chain 5, axonemal-like. Lineage: Eukaryota; Metazoa; Cnidaria; Anthozoa; Malacalcyonacea; Nephtheidae. The transcript has 76 exons. Gene Ontology annotation, molecular function: dynein intermediate chain binding; dynein light intermediate chain binding; minus-end-directed microtubule motor activity. Bases 204 to 14249 code for a protein of 4681 amino acids. Gene Ontology annotation, cellular component: dynein complex. The record is from RefSeq and is a predicted model, not a curated record. Gene Ontology annotation, biological process: microtubule-based movement.
UCACAACGCUUAUUUUGCUUGUUUUACUAAGGCUUUACAACUCCUUUUCAUCUCUUAAUCAUGAAAACGGGAAGAAGGAUACUAAACUACCGGAAAGAUAGCUUUUGAAUGGGUUCGUGAGCCGUAAUUUCGUACAAAAUGCACGUCGUAAAUGCGUGCACGAUAAAGGAUAGUUUAUAGAAGAGUACCAGGUUUUAAGAAUUAUGUCGGAAAGAGAGUCAAAUACGCGAACUUCGCGCCCUCAACAUGGCCAUAGGUCUAGAAAACACCCAAAUAACCCUUCACUCGAGCGGGAACAGAAGAAGACGUCCAGAAUUCAGACGCUGGGUCUUGGCGCAGGUGAAUCUAUUAAAGAGAAACAACAAAAAGCUCGAGAGGAAAGAGAAGCAAAGAGAUCAACUUUGGAUCAGAGACAUGACUACAUUUUACAAUCAUUAGCUGAUUGCCUGGAUCUGCCCUUCGAUGAAGUUACAGACUCAUUAUUAGAAGGAAAGCAGAUUGAGCAUAUGGAACAAUUAUUUGUUCAAGAUGGUCUGAGGCAUAUCAUUUUUUAUUAUCAACAAACUGAAUCACUAAACGAACCAGUUGAGCAAGUCCGUCUUGGUCCGGGAGGGGCUCAGAAAGUCCCAAUAAAACCAACGAGGCCAAAGCUAUUCUUCACUGAUGGCACGGAGGAUCCAAUUCACGGGAUUUGCGUGUUCUUCAUCAGAUCCAAUGUUAACAAAACUAUAACAAAUGUCAACAUAAACAAUGAAGUGAGUUUUGGUGUGAUUGAUACAAGAGGAACAGGUCUCCUUCAUGCAUCAGAACGGCUUCUGUCCGAUAUUUUUCUUCCCGCCCUUGGCAAGACCGGUGGCUGGGGAGAAUUGUCCACGAAACACGGCCAACAGAUCCGUCAGGAGUUUAUAAACCAAUUACAAAACUUUGUCUCAGUAUUGAUCGCUGCUCAGGACAGUCUUGAUGAUACAGUCGUCCUGAAAGAGUGUGAAACUCUGGAUCUAAGCCAAAUCUCAACACCAACUGAGUAUAUUAAUGCAGCGAACUCAAGUGAUGCACUUCCUAAAAUUGAAGAGCUCAUUGGGAUAUGGAUGAAGCAGAUUGAACAGGUUUUGGCGGAAAGCGAACAAAUGCGUAAAGAAGCGGACAACGUUGGACCGCGAGCAGAACUGGACUAUUGGAAGAAAAGAAUGGCUAAAUUUAACUCGUUAUUUGAUCAAAUCAAAGGCCCUGAAUGUAAAGCUGUCGUAGGCGUUCUUCAUGCUGCAAAAUCUAAGCUCUUGAAGAACUGGCGAGAUAUUGAUAGCAGAAUCACUGAUUACGCCAACGAGGCCAAAGACAACGUGAAAUUUCUUUACACAUUGGAAAAGUUUUCGGAGCCACUUUACAAAAACAACCCGGUUGCAAUGUUUGAUAGUAUUGCUGGUCUCAUCAAUGCAAUACGAAUGAUCAACUCUUAUUCUCGCUACUAUAAUACGUCUGAAAGAAUGACAGCGUUGUUUGUCAAGAUUACAAACCAGAUGAUCACCGCAUGUAAAAACUACAUCACGGAGGAAGGUCUCAAGAACGUAUGGGAAUAUCCCCAGGAGGAACUGAUCUCGAAGCUUCUGGACUGCGUCAAACUGAACGAUUCCUACCAGCAGAGUUUCCAACGAGCGAAAAGAAAACUGGAGGAGAAUCCUGAAGAGAGGCAGUUUGAAUUCAGCGAGAUGUAUAUAUUUGGCAAGAUAAAUAGCUUCACUGGAAGAUGUCAUAAAAUAAUUGAUAUGAUGUCCACGAUUAAAUCUUUCUUGAUCCUCGGAGAGUCGACGAUCGAGGGAAUUGAGCAAAUUUGGAGCAGAUUUCAGCUGAUUUUGACGACGAUUAAAAAGAAACCGUACGAUCUCCUGGAUUACAGAAAAACGGAAUUCGAUGUUGACUACGAAGAGUUUCGACGACAAAUUCAGGAGUUACAGUCACAACUCCACAUCUUCAUUGAUACGUGUUACAACCGAGUCUCUUCAACACAACAAGCCCUACAAGUCAUGAGAAAAUUUGAAAGACUCGACUUGGAAUGUCUAAACGAGGCAAUUGCCGACAAAUACCACAAAAUCCUUCUUCAGUUUGGCCGAGACAUCGAGAACAUUCAGAAAACGUAUCAAAGACUUCGUCACGAGCCGCCCGUUGCUCGGGAUCUUCCGCCGAUAGCCGGCAAGAUAAUGUGGGCUCGUCAAAUGUUCCGAAGAAUCCAGGAACCGAUGGAACAUCUAAAAAAAUACCCAGAAAUCCUUCAGGGAGACGAUAGCAAACGUAUUGUAAGGAAUUAUAAUAAAGUCGCGAAAGUUUUACUGGAGUUUGAGGUUCUCUAUCAUCAAGCGUGGGUGAAACAGGUCGAUAUUAUCAAAACAGGUCUGGCUGCUUCUCUUUUUGUUCGACAUCCGGAAACGAAGAGGAUUUUUGUAAAUUUUGAUCCAGAGAUUCUGACGUUGAUCCGAGAGACGGAAUGUAUGGCCCGGCUUGGUCUGGAUAUUCCCUUUGCUGCGAGAUCGCUUCUUUAUAAACAAAAAACGCUCAAGAAAAACUACAACAACUUAGAGUUGCUCUUGGUCGAAUACGAGAGAGUUCUUGAGAAAAUUCCCGCGUCAUUCAAGCCACUGAUGGCUCCUCAUUUGGCCAAACUUGACGCAGCUAUUGAACCUGGUCUCACCAUGUUAAACUGGACUUCAUUGAAUCUUGCCACGUACCUGGACAGUGUGUAUGAGGCACUACGCGAACUAGACCUGCUGUUAACUCGUGCCCAGGACCUGGUUACCUUCCGUAUUGAUGGUGUCCUGAACGAAAUGAGCACAGUUCCCUUGUGUGAGUUACCCAGCGAUGCAUCAUGGACUGUCGAGGAAUUCUUAAAGAAUACUGAGGAACUUUGCCGUCAAGGAGCAGAAUUAUUGCAGACGAAAAGUGCUUUGGUAGAGGAAGCCGUGAAUGAGUUGAUCGCCAUGCUGUUGAAGAUUGAUGGUGAAGAGGAAGUUGAGGAGGGAACUGAGGACGAAAAUGCUCCAGAGACCGCGCGACGACCGAGCAGUCAGAAAAAGAAAAGUAUUGGGAAUGAGAAUGAUGUACUGCGACCAACGUCAGGGCGGACUGGGACUAGCAGUCGUCUUGGUAGUGCAGCUAUCAGCCCGAAUGCUGCAGCUUUGAAACGAAAACGAGAAAUGAAAGAUUACCUGACCGAGGAAGCCCAAGAACUUUUAUCUUACUUUAACCAUCGUAAUAUUGACGCCAUCGUGCGUGUAACCAAGGCAACUCUUGAUGCUAUGCGUAAGAGAGUCACGGUCAGCUCAACACUCCAUUAUAUUGAGGCCAGUUUACUUGCAAAAGACAACCAAGCUUUUAAUACGCCUCUGUUCAAAUCAUUCAUGACCUUAGCUAUACCAAACAUUACAAUGCAGCCUGCCUUAGAUGAAGUACAGCAAACUCUAAACAAAGCAGCUCAGAAAGUUGUUAACGUUGCCCGCAGCAUACAGCAAUGGGAGAAAACGUGCAAAAUCUUUUUGAAACCAAAAGACUUCGAUGAAGAAUCUGAAACUCGCAGUCGUAGCGUCAGCAAUGCCACCAGCAUUGAUGAAGAUGUUCGCUUGGUAUCAAGACGAGCAGCAAAGAGUGAAACUGACUCUAGCGUUGUCAGUGGUCUAACGGCUUUCAUCAAGAAGGAGAACUAUUUUAAACAAGUUUCAGAGAAUAAAGAAAUUGCAAAAUUGUUAUCGAUUCUUUCAACUCUGAUAAACUCGACAAAGAAAGAAGUAACAACUGCUCUGGAACAUUUUGACAGCUACGACAGAGUCUGGAAGUUGAACCGAGAUGAAGAACUAGCGAAGUUUUUACAAGAUGAUCUGAGUUUGUCGGAGUUUGAGGCGAUGAUUUGUCAUUAUGAGGCUCUAGAGAAGAAGAUUAUGGCUGAGCCUGAGUCAUACAGUGUUGGGGCUGUUGCAUUGUACACAGAGAAACUUAAAGCGUCGUUAUGUGCCGAGACGAAAGCCUGGCGUGUGGCGUAUGGAAAAUUGUGUAACACAAAAUAUCUCAACGAAAUGGAAAUGAUAUUUACCUCGGUCGAGGACUGGGUCAAGCGACUGAACCGACCAAUCAAAGACCUCGAUGAUAUCAGACUGGCCAUGGGAACGUUGAAAGAAAUCAGAGAGAAAGAGAUCAGUAUUGAUAUGAUGAUUGGUCCAAUUGAGGAAUCGUAUGCCAUGUUAAACCGUCAUGAAGUGUUGGUAGCCAGAGAGGAAUCUGAACGAGUCGACACGCUGAGAUAUUCUUGGGAAAAACUUCAGGUUUUGGCUUCGGAAUCUCAAGGAGAACUGAUCAAAAUCCAACCAGACUUUAAAAGUGACUUGCUUGAGUCAGUGGAGGCGUUCAUUGUCGAUGUGGAUAUCUUCUCUGGUGACUAUCUCAGGCUUGGUCCAAUGGUGUCUGGAGUUGCUCCAAGUGAAGCCAGCGAUCGACUCAUUAUUUUCCAGAAUCGUUUUGAUGCGUUGUGGCGUAAAUACAUCACGUACUCCGGUGGCGAGGACCUGUUUGGGCUGAUGAUCACGGAGUAUCCGAGUCUGAUGAAAAUCAAACGUGAACUCAACUUACUUCAGAAGUUAUACGGUUUGUAUAAUGACGUCAUUGACACAGUGAAUGGCUAUUAUGAUAUCAUGUGGACUGAGGUGGAUAUCGAGAAAAUAAACCAGGAAUUAUUGGAGUUUCAGAACAGAUGUCGCAAGUUACCUCGAGCGCUGAAAGACUGGCAAGCAUUUGAAGAUCUUCGUAAAACUAUUGAUGAUUUCAACGAGAGUUGUCCGUUGCUGGAGUUGAUGGCAAACAAAGCAAUGAAAUUACGUCAUUGGGAGCGGAUCGCUCAGAUCACCGGACACACGUUUGACGUGGAAUCAGAGACGUUCGCAUUGCGUAAUAUCAUGGAGGCGCCGCUGCUCAAAUAUAAGGAAGACAUUGAGGAUAUUUGCAUAGCAGCGACAAAGGAGAAAGACAUUGAAGCGAAGUUGAAAGGUGUCAUUGCUGACUGGAACCUUCGUGAGUUCGCUUUUGCAAACUUCAAAAACCGCGGCGAACUGUUGUUACGUGGAGACAACACGUCAGAGAUUAUCUCAGUCAUGGAGGAUAGUCUAAUGGUGUUGGGAUCUCUAAUGAGUAACAGGUACAAUGCGCCGUUCAAAAAAUCCAUUCAGACGUGGGUUCACAAGCUUUCCAAUACGACAGACAUCAUUGAAAACUGGAUGACGGUUCAGAAUUUAUGGAUCUACUUGGAGGCUGUUUUUGUUGGGGGAGAUAUUGCAAAGCAGUUGCCAAAGGAAGCAAAGCGUUUUCAGAACAUUGAUAAACAAUGGGUGAAGAUUAUGACCCGAGCUCACGAAACUAUGAAUGUUGUUCAUUGCUGCACGAGCGAUGAAACGUUGGGACAGUUAUUACCUCAUUUGCUGGAGCAGUUAGAGUUGUGUCAGAAAUCUUUGACGGGCUAUUUGGAAAAGAAGCGUCUUGUGUUUCCUCGAUUCUUCUUUGUCUCUGAUCCAGCUUUACUUGAGAUUCUGGGUCAAGCCAGUGACUCCCAUACAAUACAGGCACAUUUAUCAAGUGUAUUUGACAACAUAAAACAUGUCAAGUUUCAUGAUAAAGAUUACGACAGAAUUUUAUCAAUCAUCUCACGCGAGGGUGAAACUAUCGAGUUGGAAAAACCAGUUAUGGCUCAGGGCAAUGUCGAAGUUUGGCUUGGCUCUCUCAUGAACAUGGCACAGAAAUCUUUGCACAAUGUUAUCAGACAGGCUCAUUUUGCCAUCGGGGAUGCGAACUUUCAACUCUUGGAGUUCUUAAAUACAUUCCCUGCCCAGGUUGGUCUACUUGGGAUUCAAAUGAUUUGGACGCGAGAUUCAACGGAGGCCCUCACAACCGCAAAAUACGACAAAAAAGUGAUGACUCAAACCAACCAAGCAUUCCUGGAUCUCCUCAAUGUUCUGGUUGAACAAACUACACAGGAGUUAACGAAAGUUGAGAGAACUAAAUUUGAAACCCUGAUUACAAUUCAUGUUCAUCAGAGAGAUAUAUUUGAUGAUUUGUGUCGAAUGCACAUCAAAAGUCCAUCAGAUUUUGAAUGGUUAAAACAGAUCAGGUUUUAUUUCAGCGAGGAUACGGACAAGUGUUUAGUAUCCAUCACAGAUGUCGAUUUUAUUUAUCAAAACGAGUUUAUUGGCUGCACAGAAAGACUUGUGAUCACCCCUCUGACUGAUAGAUGUUACAUCACUCUGGCUCAAGCGCUUCAUAUGUCUAUGGGUGGGGCACCGGCUGGUCCGGCUGGAACAGGAAAAACAGAAACAACUAAAGACAUGGGAAAAGCUCUCGGAAAGUACGUCGUCGUGUUCAACUGUUCUGAUCAGUUGGACUACCGUGGACUGGGUCGAAUAUUCAAAGGUCUGGCGCAGUCUGGUAGUUGGGGCUGUUUUGAUGAAUUUAACCGUAUCGACCUUCCUGUGCUAUCAGUCGCCGCUCAACAAAUUUACAUCGUUUUGUCUUGCAAGAAAGAACGUAAGAAGCAGUUCAUCUUUUCUGACGGUGAUGUUGUCCAAAUGAAUCCAGAAUUCGGGAUAUUCUUGACGAUGAAUCCUGGUUACGCUGGUCGCCAGGAACUGCCUGAAAACCUGAAGAUACAGUUUCGUACUGUGGCUAUGAUGGUUCCUGAUCGUCAGAUUAUCAUCCGUGUGAAGCUUGCCAGUUGUGGUUUCAUUGAUAGCGUUGUUUUGGCCAGAAAGUUUUAUACUUUGUACAAAUUGUGCGAAGAACAACUCUCAAAACAGGUUCACUAUGAUUUUGGACUGCGAAAUAUUUUAUCAGUCCUGCGAACACUUGGAGCGGUGAAACGAGGAAGUCCUGGGGAUAGCGAGAACACGACUGUGAUGCGAGUGCUUCGUGAUAUGAACCUCUCUAAAUUGGUUGAUGAAGAUGAACCGCUUUUCUUGAGCUUGAUAAACGAUCUCUUCCCUGGGAUCUCUUUGGAUAAAGCUGGAUAUCCAGAGCUAGAGAAUGCUAUCGAGAGUCAAACCGAAGAAUCACAACUUAUCAACCACCCCACCUGGAGACUUAAACUGAUACAGUUGUUCGAGACUCAGCGAGUGCGUCACGGUAUGAUGGUCCUGGGGCCAAGUGGUGCGGGCAAGACAACUUGCAUUCAUACGUUAAUGAAAGCAAUGAGUGAAUGUGGAGUUCCACAUCGUGAAAUGAGGAUGAACCCAAAGGCAAUCACAGCUCCACAGAUGUUUGGAAGACUGGAUGCUGCCACUAACGAUUGGACAGACGGAAUAUUCUCGACUCUUUGGAGGAAAACACUUCGCGCUAAGAAAGGGGAACGUAUAUGGAUAGUGCUUGAUGGUCCAGUAGACGCAAUCUGGAUUGAAAAUCUGAAUAGUGUACUUGAUGAUAACAAGACACUGACUCUAGCUAAUGGUGAUCGUAUACCAAUGUCUCCUCAUUGUAAAAUCAUCUUUGAACCCCACAAUAUUGAUAACGCCUCGCCUGCGACAGUAUCAAGAAAUGGCAUGGUUUAUAUGAGUUCCUCUGGCUUGGAUUGGAGACCAAUUCUACAAGGAUGGUUGAACAAACGUGCUGUGGGUGAAGCUGAAAUCAUCAAAGCUUUAUUUGAUAAAUCUUUUCAAGAUAUUCUCAACUUUGCCAGCCACAGUUUGGUGUUUAAGAUGACAGUGCUGGAAUGUAACCAUAUUGCUCAAGCUUGUAAUUUGCUGGAAGGAUUGAUUACAAAUAAGGAAGACAAAGACGAAGGUGGUCAAAUGUCUGCUCAACAUUUGGAAAGACUUUAUAUUUUCGCGAUAAUGUGGAGUAUUGGCGCGCUGCUUGAACUCGAAGAUCGCUCGAAGUUGGAGAUCUUUAUGAGAGAGCAGUUUGAAAUGAACUUUCCCGAGACUGACUCACAACAAACGAUGUUUGAGUUCUUUGUUGACGAUGCUGGUGAAUGGGAACACUGGGAGAGUCGUGUUGAGGAGUAUAUUUAUCCCAAAGCUCACACUCCGGAUUACUUGUCGAUAUUAGUGCCAAACGUCGAUAACGUGCGAACAGAUUUUCUCAUCAAAACCAUUGCAAAACAGGGCAAGGCUGCUUUGUUGAUUGGUGAACAAGGAACAGCGAAGACAAUAAUGGUGAAAGGAUUUAUGUCCAAAUACGAUCCGGAACGACAUUUACAAAAGUCAUUCAACUUUUCCUCUGCCUCGACUCCGCUUCUUUACCAGAGAACAAUCGAGAGUUAUGUUGAUAAACGAAUGGGAAACACGUACGGUCCUCCGGCUGGAAAGAAAAUGACGGUGUUUGUUGAUGAUAUUAAUAUGCCGAUUAUCAAUGAAUGGGGCGAUCAGGUGACAAAUGAGAUCGUUCGCCAGCUCAUGGAAAUGGGAGGUUUUUACAAUCUCGAGAAACCAGGAGACUUCACUCACAUUGUUGAUAUUCAGUUCUUGGCAGCCAUGAUUCAUCCCGGGGGAGGACGGAAUGAUAUACCCAGCAGAUUGAAAAGACAAUUCAGCAUCUUUAACUGCACACUGCCAAGCAAUGCCUCGAUUGAUAAAAUAUUUGGUGUAAUUGGAUGCGGUCAUUUCUGCAAAGAACGUGGUUUUCCUGAGCUGGUGCGUGAACUUGCAAAAAAUCUUGUUCCUUUGACGCGUCGUCUCUGGCAAGCGACCAAGGUAAAAAUGUUGCCAACGCCAGCGAAGUUUCAUUAUAUUUUCAACCUUCGUGAUCUGUCUCGUAUCUGGCAAGGAAUGUUAAACACAAUCUCGGAUAUCAUCGUAGACGAACGCUCUCUUAUGUUGCUAUGGAAACACGAAUGCCAUCGCGUCAUCGCUGACCGUUUUACAAACCAGAAAGAUAAAGACUGGUUCGAGAAAAGUUUGGUCCAGCUUGUCGGCGAGGAGCUUGGUGACGAACUUCAUGCGCAUGUUGAAGAGACUCCUUACUUUGUUGACUUCCUCAGAGAUGCCCCAGAAGCCACAGGAGACGAACCAGAAGACGCUGAUUUUGAAACUCCGAAAAUAUACGAAGCUAUUCCUUCAUUUGAAUUUCUGGAACAACGAUUGUUGAUGUUUCUAACUUUGUAUAACGAGAGCAUUAGAGGAGCUGGAAUGGAUUUGGUUUUCUUUACAGACGCAAUGGUUAAUUUAGUUAAAAUAUCACGGAUAAUCAGAAUGCCAAGAGGAAAUGCUUUACUGGUCGGUGUUGGUGGUUCUGGAAAACAAAGUUUAACUAAACUUGCUUCAUUUAUCGCUGGAUAUAAGAUAUUUCAGAUUACUCUGACAAGAUCAUACAACCAGUCAAACCUGAUGGAAGACCUGAAGUUUUUGUAUCGUACCGCUGGUCAGAUGGGUCAAGGCAUCACAUUUAUUUUUACUGAUCAAGAAAUAAAAGAAGAGGCAUUCCUCGAGUAUUUGAACAACGUUUUAUCGUCAGGAGAGGUCUCCAACCUGUUUGCUCGUGAUGAGAUCGACGAGAUAUGUGGGGAACUAAUUCCGAUAAUGAAGAAAGAAUACCCGAGGAGACCUCCAACCCCGGAGAAUUUGUAUGAUUAUUUCUUGACUCGGGCAAAACGCAAUCUUCAUGUCGCUCUUUGCUUUUCACCGGUUGGUGAAAAAUUCCGCAACCGUUCGUUGAAGUUUCCUGGACUUAUAAGUGGAUGUACAAUGGACUGGUUCAGCCGCUGGCCUAAGGAUGCGUUGAUUGCAGUGGCAGAUCAUUUCUUAUCAGAUUUUGACAUUGUCUGCACCCCGGAGAUAAAGCGUGAAGUCGUUCAAAGCAUGGGAGUGUUUCACGAUGGUGUGGCUGUAAGCUGUUUGGAUUACUUUGAAAGAUUCCGUCGAUCAACUCACGUGACGCCUAAAUCUUACCUGUCCUUCAUCAACGGCUACAAGACAGUGUACUCAUUGAAGAAAAAACAGAUUGGCGAUCUGGGCUCUAGAAUGAACACGGGUCUUGAUAAGCUGAUGGAAGCCAGUGAAUCAGUCGCUGAACUUUCAAAACAACUCGCCGUGAAAGAAAAAGAACUUGCAGUUGCCUCUCAGAAAGCAGACACGGUUUUAAAAGAAGUUACGGUGUCAGCUCAAGCUGCGGAAAAAGUGAAAGCUCAAGUUCAAAAAGUCAAGGAUAAGGCUCAAGUCAUUGUUGAUGGUAUUGCGGCGGACAAGUUUUUAGCUGAAGGAAAAUUGGAAGCUGCUAAACCAGCUUUAGAAGAAGCUGAAGCCGCAUUACAGACAAUAAAGUCUCAACAUAUCGCAACGGUUCGACGGCUGGCCAAUCCUCCUCAUCUGAUCAUGCGAAUCAUGGACUGCGUUUUAAUCUUGUUCAGAAAGAGACUGGAUACUGUGGUUUAUGAUCCUGAACGAAACUGUGCUAAACCAUCCUGGGGGGAGUCUUUGAAGUUAAUGAGCAGCGGUAACUUGCUUCAAUCAUUGAUGCAAUACCCAAAAGACAUUAUCAAUGAUGAGAUGGUCGAGCUGGUAGCGCCGUAUCUGGAAAUGGUUGAUUAUAAUAUUGACACUGCGCGCAAGGUUUGUGGUGACGUGGCAGGUCUGUGUUCUUGGACGAAAGCGAUGUCUUAUUUCUUUGGUAUAAACAAAGAAGUUUUACCUCUCAAGGCGAAUUUGGCUGUUCAAGAAGCACGUCUGGCUGUGGCGAAUAAAGAUUUGAACGAAGCUCAGGCUGAACUAGAUGCAAAACAAGCAGAACUUGAUGAAGUUCAGGCUCAAUAUGAAAGAGCAGUCAGAGAAAAACAAACUUUGCUCGAUGACGCUGACUCGUGUCGUCGAAAAAUGCUCGCUGCCUCGGCUCUCAUCGGAGGACUGGGCGGAGAAAAGGAAAGAUGGACGGAACAAAGUAAGGAAUUUGAUUCUCAGAUUGGAAGACUUGUUGGUGAUGUCUUGGUGGCGACCGGAUUCCUGUCAUACGCUGGACCUUUCAACCAGGAGUACCGUGAUGCAUUGCUGUCCUCGUGGCAGAAGGAAAUGAGAAUAAGACAGAUUCCUAACUCAAAAGAUCUCAACGUUACUGGAAUGCUGGUUGACAGUGCUACGGUGAGCGAGUGGAACCUCGAAGGAUUACCAAAUGACGAGCUUUCAGUUCAGAAUGGAAUCAUUGUGACCCAGGCUGCAAGAUAUCCGCUGCUUAUUGAUCCACAGGGUCAGGGCAAGGCCUGGAUACGAAAGAAGGAAUCGAAGAAUAAUCUUCAGGUGACGUCGUUGAAUCACAAAUAUUUCCGCAAUCAUUUGGAAGAUUGUUUAUCUCUUGGCAAACCAUUGCUGAUUGAGGAUGUCGGAGAAGAGUUGGAUCCAGCUCUUGACAACGUUCUGGAGAAGAACUUUAUAAAAUCAGGCAGUACAUAUAAGGUGAAAGUUGGUGAUAAGGAAGUUGAUGUUAUGGAUGGUUUUGCCUUGUAUAUCACUACAAAAAUGCCAAAUCCUUCUUAUACACCCGAGGUGAGUGCAAAGACGGUAAUUAUUGAUUUCACGGUGACGAUGAAAGGUUUGGAAGAUCAACUGCUGGGAAGAGUUAUCCUGACGGAGAAGGCGGAACUUGAAGCCGAGCGGACAAAACUGUUAGAAGAUGUUUCCAUGAAUAAACGUAAAAUGAAAGAACUCGAAGAUAAUUUGCUGUAUCGUUUGACGAGUACUAAGGGUUCCCUGGUCGAUGAUGAGUCGCUCAUUGAGGUCCUGAGUACGACAAAAUCAACCGCUGAGGAUGUGAGCCAGAAGUUAGUUGUGGCAGCGGAUACAGAGAUUAAAAUCAACAGCGCGAGAGAAGAGUUUAGACCAGUGGCGACACGCGGUAGCAUUCUGUAUUUCCUGAUUGUUGAAAUGUCAAUGGUGAACUGUAUGUACCAGACAUCCUUGAAGCAGUUCCUCGGACUAUUUGAUAUGGCCAUGGCGAGGUCAAGUGCAUCGCCAAUUACAUCAAAACGUAUCGCGAAUAUUAUCGAAUAUCUAACGUACGGAGUGUUUGCAUACUCUGUGAGAGGACUGUACGAGAAAGACAAGUUUCUGUUUACACUUCUUCUGGCUUUGAAGAUCGAUCUACAAAAUAAGAGGAUCAGACAUAACGAAUUCUUGACAUUAAUAAAAGGUGGCGCUGCACUGGAUCUCAAAGCUGUGCAACCCAAACCCUGCAAAUGGAUCACAGAUAUGACUUGGCUAAACCUCGUGGAACUCUCAAAACUACCGCAGUUCUCUGACAUCCUGAAUCAGGUUUCACGAAAUGAAAAAGCAUGGAAAUCUUGGUUUGACAAAGAUGCACCGGAAGCGGCUGAAAUUCCAGACGGUUAUCACAAUUCUUUGGACACUUUCAGAAGAUUGCUGUUGAUACGGUCUUGGUGUCCAGAUCGUACUCUGUCCCAGGCUCGUAAAUACAUCUCCGAGUCCCUCGGUCCUGAGUAUGCGGAAGGCGUGAUCUUGGAUCUGGAGAAGACUUGGGAAGAGACGGACGAACGAACCCCGUUGAUUUGCUUUCUUUCAAUGGGAUCAGAUCCAACCAACUCGAUUGAGUCGCUGGCAAAAAGACAGAAGCUGGAAUUCCGUGCAAUAUCAAUGGGUCAGGGUCAGGAAGUACACGCAAGAAGAUUGCUUAAUCAAUUUAUGCAGACGGGAGGCUGGGCAGCUUUACAAAACUGUCAUCUUGGUUUAAAUUUCUUGGAUGAGUUGAUUGAUAUUGUCACUGAUACAGAAAGUGUUCAUAGUGACUUCCGCUUGUGGAUCACCACUGAAGUUCAUCCCCAGUUUCCCAUUGGUCUUCUUCAGAUGUCGAUUAAAUUCACAAAUGAACCACCUCAAGGUCUCAAAGCUGGUCUGAAAAGAACGUACACUGGUAUUUCUCAAGAUCAAUUGGAUGUCUGCAGUCUUCCUCAAUGGAAACCCAUGCUGUAUGCUGUUGCGUUCCUUCAUUCCACUGUCCAGGAGCGUCGCAAGUAUGGUCCUUUGGGCUGGAAUAUUCCGUACGAGUUCAACCAGGCAGACUUCACAUCUUCAAGUGUACAAUUUGUUCAAAAUCACCUGGAUGACAUGGACUUGAAGAAGGGCGUGUCUUGGAACACUGUCAGAUACAUGCUGGGUGAAGUUCAGUAUGGUGGAAGAGUCACGGAUGAUUUUGAUAAACGAUUACUGAACACAUUCUGUAAGGUUUGGUUUACUGACGCGAUGUUCAGCACAGGCUUCAACUUUUACAAGAAAUACACAAUCCCAAAGUGCAACUCAGUCGCUCAGUAUUUGGAUCAUAUUGAUACACUAGCCCUGGUUGAUACGCCUGAGGUGUUUGGUCUUCAUCCUAAUGCUGAUAUCACAUAUCAGAGCAACGUUGCAAAGAACUGUUUGGAUACAAUACUCAGUAUUCAACCGAAAGACAGCUCGGGAGGAGCCGGAGAGACUCGAGAAUCAGUCGUGAACCGUUUGGCUGAUGACAUGUUGGAUAAACUUCCUGAGGAUUAUAUCCCACAUGAGGUGAAAGCUCGUCUUGAAAAGAUGGGUCCUUACGCUCCAAUGAAUAUCUUCUUACGUCAAGAACUUGAUCGAAUGCAGCGAGUUAUAACAGCUGUGAGGGAAACAUUGACUGAUCUCAAACUGGCGAUUGAUGGAACGAUUAUCAUGAGCGAGGUUCUACGUGAUACUCUCGACUGUAUGUAUGAUUCCAGAGUUCCAAGACAUUGGCAAAAGGUCUCCUGGGAUUCCUCGACUCUUGGUUUCUGGUACACGGAGCUGCUCGAACGUAAUCUACAAUUUCGAAGUUGGAUAUUUGAUGGAAGACCAAACGUGUUUUGGAUGACUGGAUUUUUCAACCCUCAAGGAUUCCUCACAGCCAUGAGACAGGAAGUAACGCGGGCUCACAAAGGCUGGGCGUUAGACUGUGUUAUCUUACACAAUGACGUCACUCGUUUCUACAAAGACGACAUCUCACAGCCUCCUGCUGAAGGUGUUUAUGUCUAUGGCUUAUACCUCGACGGCGCCGGCUGGGACCGACGAGGCUCGAAGCUUAUCGAACCUCCAGCGAAGGUGCUGUUCACGCCACUUCCGGUUAUACACAUUUACGCCAUCAAUUCGACAGCGCCACGAGAUUCCCGGAUGUAUCAAUGUCCAAUAUAUAAAAAGCCGCGACGUACGGAUCUUACGUACAUUGCUGACGUGGAACUGAAAACCAAUCAAAAUCCAGAUCACUGGAUUCUCCGGGGGGUUGCUCUGCUCUGUGACAUCAAGUGAUGACAUCAUCAAAUGAUGUGCGUCAGGCAGAAACCAUUUAUAAUCAGCAAAGAUGGAUCUCAUCAUCUCAUGGGAUACAACAUUACAUAUCAUUGCAAAACUCACGAAGCAUUCAAUGCUGGCUAACUUUAUUACUUUUUGAAGCAGAAGAUUCUCCUUUGUUUAUUGUUUUCGUAAAGCUGAAAUGUAAUUUCACAAUUUAGAGCCUGCAUAAUCUAUGUUUAGCAACAGUAAUUUCUCGUAGCGUUUCUGUGAUUACUCUUCAAAGAAUGAAUAUAAUAAAAACUAUACUCGUCUGUAAUAAACUAAUCAGAUUUUAAAUAUUACACAACUAGAAAAACACUAAAACAGUAAAUUAUUCUAGAAGUACUCUGCAUCUUCGUAACUGUACAAAAGCAUAUUCUAAAUUACGUUAAACAAGCAAUACUAUAAACUCAGCUUUUCCUAAAUAUCUUCGCAGCUUAUAUUCAGGU